This is a messenger RNA of Peronospora matthiolae, 627 nucleotides long. The record is from the annotation of a GenBank genome assembly. Lineage: Eukaryota; Oomycota; Peronosporomycetes; Peronosporales; Peronosporaceae.
AUGGUGAGUCGUGACUUCUUCUGGACCCGCCAGUAUGAGAUUGUGCGCAAAUACAAUCGCGCUUGCGAAGUUUGUCAACGGGUGAAGCCUAGUCCUUCAUCCCGCGCACCCUUGCAGCCUCUUCCGAUUCCGGAAGAGUGUUGGCAGUCCGUAUUGAUGGACUUGGUCUUCGGGUUUCCCAAAGACGCUAACCAGAAUACUGGUAUUCUUGUGUUUGUUGAUCAGUUCAGCAAGAUGGUACAUCUUGUUGCUGUACCGGAGUCAAUCACAGCCCCGGACUGUGCUCGUGUCUUCAUCGAUACGAUCUUCCGACUUCACGGGUUACCCCGUGAACUCGUGUCUGAUAGGGACCCCUGCUUCACAGCGGAGUUCUGGCAAUCCGUGUUCCUUUCAGUUGGAACACGUUCGAAGAUGUCGACUUAUGACCAUCCAGAAAUAGAUUGUCGGACGGAACGCGUCAACCGCGUUCUCGAAGAGAUACUUCGAGGGUAUGUCCACUCGUUUACGAGCUGGAUUGAGUUUUUGCCGAUGGCGGAAUUCGCCAUCAACAAUUCGGUGCACGCGUCGACACCGCAUACACCGUUCUUCGUGAAUGGCCUACGCCAUCCACAUUUACCCGUUUUCUAA